ACGCCUCUCAGCGUUCCUUGUUUUCUACGCAGUUUCGUCGCGAUGUGGAUUUAAUGGAAAUUUCCACUCCUUCUGAACCAAUCAUAAACACCUAUUCAGAUUAAAUUAUGUUAAAUAUCGCUCUUUAAACGGGAUCCGGACACUCUGAGGGGGAAAGAUACUCAAAUUCGUGUAUUUAAAGAGCGCCGUCUGUGUUCGUUCAGCAACACUUUUAGUUUGUGACUCUGUUGUUCUUCAUCAGUGGCUCAGUAUAGAGGUUUAAUCGUCGUCUGAAAUCAUCACUAAACUGUCUCUGAUGGAUUAUCACAGUGUGGGCCCUGGAGGGGUGAUUGUCUCGGGUAACAACGUACCUGCGUUUCUGACUAAACUCUGGACGCUGGUGGAGGAUCCGGACACAGACCCGUUAAUCUGCUGGAGUCCUAACGGCACCAGCUUUCAUGUGUUCGACCAAGGAAGGUUUUCCAAAGAAGUUUUGCCGAAAUACUUUAAGCACAACAACAUGGCCAGUUUUGUUCGCCAGCUCAAUAUGUAUGGUUUUCGGAAAGUUGUCCACAUCGAACAGGGAGGGCUGGUGAAACCGGAGAAGGACGACACAGAAUUCCAGCAUCCGUAUUUCAUCCGCGGACAGGAGAAUCUGCUGGAGAAUAUCAAGAGGAAAGUAACAACGGUGUCGAAUAUUAAACACGAGGACAUCAAGUACAACUCUGACGACGUGUCUAAAAUGAUCACAGAUGUCCAGCUCAUGAAGGGCAAGCAGGAGUCGAUGGACUCCAAAAUCAGCACCCUCAAACAUGAGAAUGAGGCGCUCUGGAGGGAAGUUGCCACUCUGAGACAGAAACACUCUCAACAGCAGAAAGUCGUCAAUAAGCUCAUUCAGUUCCUGAUCACUCUCGCACGGUCCAACAGAGUCCUGGGAGUGAAACGAAAGAUGCCCCUGAUGUUGAACGAUGGCAGCUCCACACACUCUAUGCCCAAAUACUCUCGGCAGUACUCGCUCGAGUCGUCUCCUGCCAUCUCUCCCUCCAGCACAGCUUUCACAGGAACGGGUGUUUACACCUCAGAAUCGCCUGUGAAGACCGGGCCAAUCAUCUCUGACAUCACUGAACUGGCGCAGUCCAACCCUGUGGCCACGGAGGAGUGGAUUGAAGAUAGAACAAGCCCAUUGGUCCAUAUCAAGGAGGAGCCGUCUAGCCCCGCCCACAGUCCUGAGGUGGAGGAGGUGUGUCCUGUUGAAGUGGAAGUGGGGGCGGGAUUGGGUGUACCUGUGGACACGCCCCUUUCCCCCACAACCUUCAUCAAUUCCAUCCUUCAGGAGAACAACGAGCCCGUCAGCGCCCCGACCCCACCUCCCAACGAGCAGAAGUGUUUGAGUGUGGCCUGCUUCGACAAUUAUCCUCAGAUGUCUGAGAUCUCUCGCCUUUUCUCCAGCUUCUCCACCUCAGCUCUCCACCUCAGGCCUCCUCCCGGGGCAGAACUGAGUGAGCAUCUAGAGACCAUUGACUAUGGAUUAGAGAACCUUCAGCAGAUCCUCAAUGCUCAGUCCAUCAACUUUGACACAUCGCCUCUCUUUGACAUUUUCACAUCAUCUUCUGCUGAUGUGGAUCUGGACAGCCUUGCUUGUAUCCAGGAUCUUCUGUCACCUGAACCAGUGAAAGAACCCGAAUCUAGUGCAGACACUGAAAAUUCAGGCAAGCAACUGGUCCAGUACACAGCUCAGCCCGUGAUUCUUCCCGAGCCGGUCACGACUGAGACCUGCGACACCGAACUGCCCAUCCUUCUGGAGCUGGAGGACGACUCGUAUUUCGAACCAUCCGAAGACCCCACCAUCUCCCUUCUCGACUUCCAGUCCUCCUCCGUACCUGAAGACCCCAAACUAUCAUAGAGAGAGAUGCUUUUAUAAAGGGAUUUAUGUCUGUGUGGGUUUUUUAAAUUUGAUUUUUUUUUUUGGUCUUUUAUUUAACACGUCAGGGCUAGCCAUCUGAAUAUUACUCUGGUAUUUCCCUUCACUUUUAGCCUGGGGGAAAAAAAAGUCUCUAAAAGCAAUAGAAAAAAAAUUCAGUAUUCCUUCUGUCACUGAGUCUAAAUAAGCUUUUAUUUGUCGGCUCAGUAGUUUCCUUGUUAUUGCAGAAGCGAGAAAACCUCAAACUAAAUGUGUAGUGCUAAAUAUAAUGUAUCGAACACACUUCCUCAUCCUGUUUGUCCAGAUUGGAUUUGCAACUACGCAGAGAUCUAUAUUAAGUGACACUCAUCACCACUUCGAAACUUCCAAAAACUUGUUGUAAAUGCAGUUUCCUGCUUUUCAUUAUUUGAUCUAAUUAUGUUGCAGUGACCCCAGAUUGUUGUAUUCGAUGUCUGGUUCUCGUCCCGCCAAGUACGCCAAAUUUUAAAUUUGUGUUUUUCAUCUCAUGAGUUUUGAGGUAAAAAAAAGGUAUAUAAAUAUUAAGAAAUGUAAUGCAGCCAGGAAAUGAGGUCGAUUUAAUCAGACAAACAUGCAACAAGCGGUGAUGUGAAUGUGUCCAGCAACUGCUUUCAAAGCCAUAGCUGUUAGUGAUGGUGGGUAUGUAUUAUGGUUAAAGGUGCAUAUUUAGUGUGGGGAGAGAUUUUAACAAGAUCAUCUUUUGCUGUUGAAAGUUGUAUUUAGACAGCCAAUGAUGCUGUAUAGAUGUUUGGAUGUGACGAAACAAACACAUUUCAAGCACAGUCAACAGGACCGUAUUACGCGAUAGGUGUAUUAUAUAACGACAGAUUAUUUUUUGCAUUGAUAACAUGUUUAUGCGCCCAGUGUACAAUACAUAUUACCCGGGUCUGUAUCUGAUGAUCUGAUUUAAAGAAUUUGUGCAAUAAUUCAACUCUUUACCAUCUUCGACACACACUGCUUUCUUUAAAUCUCUUUUUUUGUUUGUUUGUUUGUUUGUUUUUGUUUGCUUUACUAAAGGAUGUAGAGAAUAUUAUAGGAGAAUCUUAUGAAGAUCUUGGCUGGGCAAAGUUUUUUGCAUUAUGGUGUUAUUUUUUUAUGACAAUCUCAUUAAUUCCAAAAAGUAACAAAUCACUUACAAUUCCAUUUCAUGCAGAUAUUUUUAAAUGAUAAACACUGACAUAUGAAUUACACUUUUUAGUGUACUUUUACAUUUAAACCAUUCAUGGUCCUAAGAAAAAAAAAACAGGCUUCAUUUGAUGUAUGCAAAAUCUAAAUUAAGGUUACCCAGACCAUUUUGUUAGAUUCACCUAUGUAACUUGGAAACCGAAUUGAAAUGGUAUUUUUUGGUGUGAUUUGUACUCAUGCUACUAUGACCUUAUAGACUUCAUCACUUGUUUGUUUUUGGAUGGUCGGCACAGUAGAGGAACUGGGAGAGGAAUGUCAAUUGUUGGUGAUGCUCAUCAUUUUUAGUCAUUGGAUGACUGUCAUAGCCAGAGAGACAUUGAUACUAGGCAUAAAUUAUUUUAUUACGCAUGUGAACAACACUUUGUGUAUUGGUAUGUUUCAAAUAAAAUGUUUUUGAAAGUA
Messenger RNA from Pimephales promelas (fathead minnow), 3505 nucleotides. RefSeq names its product heat shock transcription factor 1 (gene hsf1). The record is from RefSeq and is a predicted model, not a curated record. Gene Ontology annotation, biological process: regulation of DNA-templated transcription. Lineage: Eukaryota; Metazoa; Chordata; Actinopteri; Cypriniformes; Leuciscidae. Gene Ontology annotation, molecular function: DNA-binding transcription factor activity; sequence-specific DNA binding.